UCCGCCAAAGUAUGGCUAGUAGUUGAUAAUACGAUCAUAGGCAUACACUAGGAUAGGCUUCAACGAAUUCGGACUUGUAGCUGCAAAUUACGCCAUACGUACACAAAAAAACGGAUCUUUGUCUUAGGCAAUUACUUAGCUCUAUGGUUUUUCUUUGAGCCACGGUCUUUUUCUCGCUUUACCUAAGAUCAGAUUCUCUUGUUGUGUUUGAGUAAAAAAGAUAGUAGGCCGUCUAUUUAUAUAUAAAACAUGGUGCAAAGUUUUUGCUAUCAGAUCGCUGCGAAUCUCAGGUACCCGCAACUGAUAUUCGUCCACGUCAUCUCAGAGAUCUAAUGCCUAACUUCUAGUCUAUCUCCUUGCUUAUAUGGAUACAAGACCAGUUGUACAACCAUUAUUGCAAGUAAUUAUACUAUUAUUUCUAACGAACUAGAAAAGCUAUUCGAAUAUUACUACCUACUUCUCUGCAGAGCUAAUUUAAACAUGACCAUUUUCAGUGCCGGGCGGGGUUUUCACUUGCUAUCGUGGGUUAAGAAACCACGACUUCGCCCGGCUUUGAAGCAGCGCUUCAAGAAGCGAAAGAGCGUCAAACGCAUCAGGACACGGGAUUGGGCAAUGUAGCAAACGGAAAUGCCAAUCCUAUGAGGAGCUAUGAGGCUGCUGUGAACACAGCCUGCGCGAAACCCCAACGGAAGAGGAACAGCUCCUUAAAGUUAGAGAACUCACUGAUCAGCUGAUACACCGCGGCACGAGUGUCGUUCUCCUCAGCAGACGGCCACUCCAUAGGAGCACUUCCAGAGGAUCGCCGUGUGUGCGUUGUAACAAAGGCUUAUUACCCUUUAUUGGAAAUGUGUGACCUCAAGCAAUAUAUUGGUACGGACAUUUCCUGGUUCAUGUGAUGGUUUGUUAGCAGAAACACGUCGAUCGCACACGUCGAUAGUGCAGGAUCAUUUUAAGUUGAAAAAACAUUGGUAAAAAGAAGCGAAUCAUUUUUCUACCCGAGAUUGUAUUUCGGAUAGAAACGAUCCGCUAAUGACUAUAUUAGAAAUGAACGAUCCUUCAACAUAAAACGCUGAUCAGUAAUGCGAUGUCUAGGCACAGCUUGUUCAGCGGAUCACUAUCUAAACGUGUACCUGGAGGAUGUUAUUAAUAAAAUCAUGCAGAGUGAAAACCGUGUAGACCAUAUUGAUGAAUUUCUCAAGGACUAUUUCAGCAAGGUAAAUAGUGGUGAACAUGUACAUAAUGCAGAUGGGAAGUAUAUACUCGCGUCACCGUAUAAUCGGGCUUGCGUCGUUCGGUUACUUCGGUCCACGUUAAAUCCGUUCAAUGAAUGCAUUGAUACACAGCUAAGUAAAGGGGACUAUUGUUCCAUAAUUGAGCUCACAUGGCCCCAUUGGGAUUCGAGGAGUUUUGUGCAGAAAAGCAUUCUCAGGUUUUUAGACAGAUCACGGACAACUUUUCCCAUUGAUGAUUUUAUUCAAGCCUUCUCGCUCAGCAUUCUGUAUGAAGAUUUCCUACGAGAAGCCGACAAAAUCCUUUUGAGCAAUAAAACCUAUUCGAGAAAUCGCAUACUUUACAAACUCAAAGAAAAACGAGCACAGAUCGACGACCUUAAAUCACUAUGGCCAGACCGCUCCGUGAUCGAAGAGAUCGUUAGUGACGACAUUUCGUACGAGGAGUUCAACCGGAAGCUGUUCCAAGCCGCAAACCGCGAAGAUUUCAUUGACACCCUUUGUGACUCGACCUAAUGCUAAAUAAAUAAUAGAAAAAAAAAAUAGAUCACUUAUUACAUCAAAUGGUUCCAAACGGCUAUACUUUGAUGUCGAUAUAAUUAGGGGAAGCGAUUAACGUGUAAUAAUUAAUGUGAUUUUUUGACGGAAUCGCCACAAACUGUUAAUUUCAAAUUUUUCAAAAAUAGUUCGUAUAAAAUGGUUAAGGAAGCGCCGCUUCAUGCUGGAACGAGCCAGCCGUUUGAAGUAAUGUCAGCCGGCUUAGGUGUUGGAUAUAAAAUAUGAAACAUUGUUAAGAAAGUUCAGACUUGGUAAUAUUUCUUUCACGUAAAAAUUAAAUUUCUUCUUCGCACUAUUGCUUCUUAUAUGAUGAUCUUUUGUUGUAUAGCAUAGCAGAAACAAUACGGCAAUAGUAAAUUUUAUCUGUAAUUGCUAUUAUUAGACCUUGUGACCUCGGCCGCGGCACGAAUCAUACAUUUAUCAACUGCUUCAUACAACUCAGAUUCAAAGCAAAUUUCAACUGAGAGUUCUUUGAAAUCUCAUGAUAUGGAUAUUACGUGGACUUAAAAUAGACAACACAAAAGAUAAAAAGAAAGCUUCGAUCUCAGAGCCGCAAAUUUUAAAGUAUGAUAUACAGGGUGAAGCAACAACAAGUUCUAAACAAUUUCGAAAAAAUUUCUAUACAACAGCCUUUUUUGAAUUGUCUUGAAUCUUUCGCUACCCUAUAUAUAUAUAUAUAUAUACUUGGUUUAGAUUUUAUUCAUCGCUUGGCGGUCAUUUAUUAGAACUUAAAGCCCACGCCUAACCUAAUUACUUAUGAAGAAAUUUAUUUACCGCACAACAAUUACUGCGUAGGUAAAGUUCAGUCAGAACUGUAAUUUCAGAAUGAGCAAAUCUACAGAGCAGGUAGCAAAACUAAAAGGGUCUAUAUAUGUAAAGAUGUAUUAAUUGAAGUUGA
Varroa destructor (honeybee mite) is the source of this 2685-nucleotide messenger RNA. Its product is annotated as centriolar satellite-associated tubulin polyglutamylase complex regulator 1-like. The record is from RefSeq and is a predicted model, not a curated record. NCBI's taxonomy places the organism in Eukaryota, Metazoa, Arthropoda, Arachnida, Mesostigmata, Varroidae.